Amphimedon queenslandica is the source of this 1607-nucleotide messenger RNA. RefSeq names its product ephrin type-B receptor 2-like. Gene Ontology annotation, cellular component: signaling receptor complex; plasma membrane. Gene Ontology annotation, biological process: multicellular organism development; protein phosphorylation; positive regulation of kinase activity. Bases 44 to 1561 code for a protein of 505 amino acids. Gene Ontology annotation, molecular function: transmembrane receptor protein tyrosine kinase activity; ATP binding. The record is from RefSeq and is a predicted model, not a curated record. Lineage: Eukaryota; Metazoa; Porifera; Demospongiae; Haplosclerida; Niphatidae. The transcript is spliced from 9 exons.
AAAGUGCUGCAGCUAGCUAAAGAACGCGAGGAAGAACGCAUACAUGGCGUCUGCUUCAGGUUGUAUGGCUCCAGGAAAUUCAACCAUUAGAUCCAUGCAAGGCAGCUUGAAAAUGUACAAAAAGAGAAAAUGGAAAACUUACUUUUUCAAAGUAACAGGAUCAACUUACUUUCAUUACUUUCCACAAAGCAACCAUAACAAAGCAAAAAAAGAAGUGUUCCUAACAAAAGUCAAAGGUGUCACUAUUCCUCUUUCUCCUCCAAAAGGAGGUGAGUAUGUCUUUGAAGUGAGAUUUACUAAAGACAAGCCUUGGGUCCUUAGUGCCUUGACAAAUGAAGAGAGACACAAGUGGAUUGAGACUAUCUAUCCACAGUAUAAGCCACCAGAGAGCUUCGUACCAACAGAUCUUCCUGGUGACAAUGGUCGAGGUAGAGACUGCAGUAUACAAAGUUUGGUCUUGCAUACAAAGGCUGUGGUAGAUACAGUGCCCGUGUUUUAUAAAUACGAACGAAAAGCAAACACAGAUGUUGUGACCAAGUCCAGCGAGUUCAAUGAAGAGGAGCAAAAGAAAUAUAUUGAGUUAUCAAUGCAUAGUCAAGUGACUAAUGAUGAUCUUGACGCUGACAGUGAUGGCUAUUUUGUAAUGUCCAGCCCUCAAUUGUCUGAUUCGGUUGUGCAAACAUCAAUAAAGAACCAAAGAUCAACCAGUCUCAGUCAGCAAACUACAACUGUUGAGCAGCAUCACAUAAUUCCUAGUUCUUGCUUAUCAAACGAAACCAUCAUUGGACAAGGAAAUUUCGGUCAAGUGUGUGUAGCGGAUUACCUACCUCUGGUAGGGUCAAGCUCAAUCCAAGUUGCUGUAAAGAUGCUGUUUGAUAGAAAUUCACAGGACUCAGUUCUAAAAGAGUUCAAUGUGAUGGCAUCAACCAUGCACCCAAACAUUGUGAGACUCUAUGGGCUAGUAGUGGACUCAACUGCCAUGGGCCUUAGGAUUGUCAUGGAAUAUCUUCCAUAUGGAGAUCUUAAGACAUAUCUCAAGGUGUCAGCAAAAAAGCCAGUGAGGACACUGGUGAAGUACAUGAUUGAUGUAUCAAUGGGAAUGCACUACAUAGCACAGAAAGGACUCAUUCACAGGGAUUUAGCAGCCCGGAAUGUGCUAGUGGGAGAAAGAGAGACAUGCAAGAUAUCUGAUUUUAGUUUGAUAAAAGAGCUACCGGCAGACACCUCCACAUAUCAGAGCUUUACUUCAGUCCCUCUUCCCAUUAGGUGGAUGUCACCGGAAGCAUUGGUACACAAGGAAUUCUCUGAAGCAUCAGACAUCUGGUCUUACGGUGUACUGCAAUGGGAGAUGUUUAAUCCUGAUGAAACCCCAUAUCAAUCAAUGGAGGAUGCACAGGUUGUUAUGUACGUUAUGAAUGGGAAAAGGCUGUCUCCACCUCGUGAGUGUCCCUAUCAUAUUUCAACAAUAAUGGAGUCAUGCUGGGACUCUGACCCAAGGAAGAGGCCCUCCUUUCUUAAGCUCACUUCACUACUCACUCACACUAACAUGGCUUUUAAUUAAAACAAUAAUUAUUGAUAAUUUUGUAUGAUAUACAUGUACUUGCCCC